AGUCGUUUCCUACAAGUGACCGACCUCACGUCCUCAGUGAACAGCAGCGCUGGCGUGAAAUUAGGACCCCCGUCCUCUAGCGGGAUUGUUUGUUGUAUUUUAGAGCUUUAAACAUGGUUUUCGAAAGGAAAAUGGUCAAAUACGACGACCCAGACGACGAGGUAAUGAAAAUACCGACAUGUUUUUGUGUUUAAUCGUUUUCUUUGUGUGGGUUAAGUUACCCAACUUGCCGGUCAGUGGAGACUGAAAAAGGUUUCUUUUUCAGUGAGUGACCUUUAAAAUAGACGAUGAUAUUACACUUAAUAUGAAAUAUGGAAGGCCUGUGGAACUGUAGUCUAACUAUAUCGAUACGCGACGGUUAAUUUCCUAGAUAGCCUAUUUUAGUCAGCUUCGUGUUUUUACACGGUACAUAUACAGUGUAACACAGGUUAUAUCUGAGUAUUAUAUGCGUAUGAUUUUGGUCUUAAAAUUUCGUAUAGGUUUUAUUUUCUCAAGUUAUGGAGGAGGGGAAAUAUACUGUUAGGUUUAUUGUGUCAUUCAGAGCAAAGCGUAGUUUUAAAGUAGUUCGUGAUCAAUGCUAUAAACAACCAGGACCAAAGUAAUUCAAAUGUUUUUUCAUUAAUGUUUUUAAAUAGGAGGAAGAUGCUCCUGCAGAAGAGGAGGAGGAAGAAGCAGCAGAGGAAGAAGAAGAGGAGGAGGAGGAAGAAGAAGAGGAAGACAUGGUGGUAAGUUUGUGAUUUAUCAAUUUGAUAAAUAUUAUUAAAGGGUAACCAAGUAAUUCCCCUGCAAACUCAGACAACUCUGUCAGAGAGGGAGGAGAAGGAAACAUGAAGAGCACACUGACUGUGAAUUACUUUAUAUCUAAAGGAUACAAUCUUUUUACAGUGUCUGAUCUGGAAUAUAUCAAGGGACAAAUGAAGGGGUAACUGGGUAAAACUUCCCUUUUGUAAUGUAUAGAGUCACUUUUUUCAUGAAUAUACUCUUGUGAUCUGUCCAUAUAUUCUCAUUCAUCCAGGUCAUGGUUUUCUUGAAGACUCCAAAAACAGGCGACUGGACUGUGUAGAGUUGAAGACAUUUCGCCUCAUAUCCAAGAAGCUCAGUUCUAAAAAUUGCUGGUGAGAGGAGCAGAUAUUUAUCCUACUGUAGAAGGGGACAAACAACGACUUGGAGGAGUUGACUGGGAAGAGUUGGAGUUUCUUUCCAACUCCUCCCAGUCGUUGUUUGUCCUCUUCUACAGUAGGAUAAAUAUCUGCUCCUCUCACUAGCAAUUUUUAGAACUGAAGAAGCUUCUUGGAUAAGAGGCCAAAUGUCUUCUUAACUCUACACAGUCCAGUUGCCUGUUUUUGGAGUCUUCAAGAAGUACUCUUGUAAUCGUGAUUCAUAAAAUGGACACAGACAUUUUUGUAUCGCUCCAUUAGUACAAGUUUUAGGCACUUAUGCUGUACAUUACAUCAAGAUCCAUCUUUUGUGCCAUCUUUAUUUUUACCUGUUUGAUACCUGAACUUACUCAGAUAUAGAUUAAAGUUAAAAAGAGACAACAUCGUGCAGGAGGUAAAUUGUCAUUGUAGUUAAUUUAGACUUUACUGUCUGUAAAGAAUCUUUAUGGACUUUUAAGUAUGAUUUCACUGUCAUUUAAGUGACAAACACAUAAAAGCAUAACUAUUUCAAUCUAGUUGUGUAUGUAAUGACAUUUUAAGGUGGUUGGUUUGACACUGCUUUGAAUUGUUAAAAUAGAAUAUUUUAUUGGUAUUCAGAUUAUAGUUUUGUUUUGCCUCAAACAUGUUAGAGAAUUGUUCAGGAACAAUUCUUAAAACUGAAGGAUUGGUGGGUGUUGUAUGUGGAAUUAAAGUGCCUCAGGGCCAGAGGAAGGGUGGCAGGGUAUUUGGUACGUGUGGCAGCCUGCCAGAGGGAAGAAAGGUCAAAACUGUGAUUUAAAAAAGUUUUGAAGUGGUAUGAGAGAAGUUUUUCAUUUCUUAAUCAAUUUAAAAGAUUCUCAUUUUAUAUUCAAAGCAUGUUUACGCCAUUGUUGUUCUGUGGUGUUGAUAUCAAUACUCUGAAUAAGUCCACAAUAUUAGCUGUUAUUUAAAACUGAAGGAUUGGUGGGUGCUGUAUGUGGAAUCAAAGUGCCGCAGGGCCAGAGUAAUGGCAGGGUACUCGAUACAUGUGGCAGCCUGCCAGAAUUGUUAAAAUAGAAUAUUUUAUUGGUAUUAAAAUGAUUGUUUUGUUUCAGAUUCACUUUUACAGAUGAUAACAGGUCUCUGCAUAAUGCCUCAAACAUGUCAGAGAAUUGUUCAGGAACAUUUAAAACUGAAGGAUUGGUGAGCCUUAACUACAAAUAGGGGCAGUGAAUGAUGUGGGUACACACAGAGUAGCUAUAGUGUGUGAGGUGUAAAUUCUCAGUCCUUUUACCACUUGAAUUGCUAAUAGUUGAUUUGAUGUACACAAACUGCAAAACCAGGGUCAUGUUUUCUCUUUGUUCCGCUCAGGAUCCAAUAGAUACGAUACGAGCCAAGUGUGAGCAGACUGAACACUGUGUGCACACAAGGGAGCGCCUGGAGACCUGUGAAGCUCGUGUCAGCUCCAGAUCUCGCACUGAGGAGGACUGCACAGAAGAACUCUUUGACUUUUUGCAUGCAAGGGACCAUUGUGUAAGUUACAGACACCCAAGACUUGUAAAGGAGAACAAUCUGUCCUUCUUGUGACCUUAUCAAUGAUGUUAACGGUGUCCUCAUCUGUCUUUACAGGUAGCACACAAGCUUUUCCACAACGUGAAAUGACCAGCCUCCCCAGCUCCCACCACCCACAGCUGUAGACACUAGAAACAGCUAAAAUUGUAAAAUAAUCAGGGCAGUUGUUCAGUUGUUAUUCUCCAGUGUAUUGAUGUAAAUUAUUCCCCUGGUUUCCUGGACUAAAUACUGUACAUGUCACACCCUCUCUGUAUGCCGUGCAUGCUUGUUUAGUCUGGGUCAGAGGCAGUAUGUGAAAUAUAAAUAGCUGUUUGUAUAGAUAAUGGGUGCAUCCAAGUUGAUGAAGGUUGAAUGAGGAAAGGGCUCAAACUAACAACCCUUCACUGUGUCCGUUCAUAUGCAAUAGCAAGUAUGCUGCUUUUGGUUACAGAAUUUCUCAGGUUAAGUCAUGGAUUCACAACACUCAGCAGAAAAAUAAAAGCUUUCUUUGGUUUACACUGUGAGUCUCAACUUAAUGAAGCCACUUCUUUACGGGAUCGGUUGAAGAUUUUUCCUGGCUGUACAUUCAGGAUGUGUUUGAUUGGGGAAAUGUUUGUUUCAACUUUGAACUCAUGGCAGGGUAACGUGGACAAAACAGCACAAGGAGAAUUGGGUUAUUUAGAUGUUGAUUAGUAACUAUGGCAUAUUUAAAGGUAAAAAAUUGUGACCAUGUUGUAAAAGGAUUCAGGGAUGAUAAUCAGCGCUCAUUUCUCUGCCUUAAAAAGGGGUUUAAAAGAAUCGUCCAGUACAGGGGAGGGUUUUAACUUCAGUAAGUGUGAAAGUUUAGAUGGAUUUUUGUUACUGCUACAACUAAACCAGCACAAACAAUUCAGUUUAAAAAAUGACUGACAUCUUUCAGUUGGUGUAUAGAAAAAGAAAGAUUUCAAAGGCUGGUUAAUUUUCUAAACUCUUUCAUAAUUAAAAAUGGAUAGAUAUGAGUCUAGGUGAUCAUCUCCUUUACAAAAACAGUAUCAUUCUUCGUGUCAACUAUUGCUGUUGAUGGUUUCCCAGGUUUAUCUGUCAUAUUAAAAAAUAGAAAAAUUAAAGACUGCUUCUUUUGGUGUA
Molecule: messenger RNA, 3791 nt
Organism: Xyrichtys novacula (pearly razorfish)
Lineage: Eukaryota; Metazoa; Chordata; Actinopteri; Labriformes; Labridae
Source: the annotation of a GenBank genome assembly